AGCUCAUUCUGGUGGGAAAUACUGAAUCUAUUGGAUGGAAUCGUGCCCAAAAUAAAGCAGGACAGUGACAAGCUCUGCAGCCUCGCUCAGUCAGUCAGUCAGAACAGAAGACGCUAGCUGCUGCAGCAGAUGGACAAACAGAUGGGCAGAAGAUUGUUCCUCUGUGCCAUCAUCCUCAAUCUUGCAUUAGCUCCAGGACUGUUUGCCAACUCCAGCACCCAAAAUGAGCAUGCAACUUGAAUUGAAGAAUGUGCAUCUGAGAACUGGAGAUCAGCUGAAAAUUAAGGGCAUAAUUCUGCAUGAUGCUGAUAGAUUCCAGAUUGACCUCGGCUGUGAUGCAGACGACCUGGCACUGCACUUUAACCCUCGUUUCCAUGAUGACGCUGAUGGAGCGGUUGUAGUUUGCAACUCAAAGGCUGCUGGUUGCUGGGGCGAUGAGAAACGGGAAAUACACAACCCCUUAAAAAGGGGCGAAGAUGUCAAGAUUGUGCUGAAGCUGGCUGGAGACGUGUUUGAAGUGGAGCUUCCUGACGGACAGGAAAUCCAGUUUCCCAACCGUGAAAACAUGGACGUGAUCAGCUACAUCAGAAUCACAGGGGACCUCCAACUGACUUCCUUUAAGAUCUGCUAAGAGACACAAACAUGCCACGUUUAUCAGUUCGGUUAAAGACAAGACUUUGAGACUUGGUCAGUAAUUGUAAGAAAUAUGAAUCACUGAGAGAUGUAUCUUCAUUUAAAAAUGUCCUGUUGUGCAUGAGAAUAUAAAAUGUUUGAAUUCAAGUGAG
Messenger RNA from Epinephelus moara (kelp grouper), 785 nucleotides. Its product is annotated as galectin-2-like. Gene Ontology annotation, molecular function: carbohydrate binding. The record is from RefSeq and is a predicted model, not a curated record. Lineage: Eukaryota; Metazoa; Chordata; Actinopteri; Perciformes; Serranidae. The transcript is spliced from 5 exons. Bases 224 to 631 code for a protein of 135 amino acids.